Messenger RNA from Bolinopsis microptera, 2062 nucleotides. RefSeq lists its product as uncharacterized. Gene Ontology annotation, cellular component: vacuolar membrane. Gene Ontology annotation, molecular function: L-amino acid transmembrane transporter activity. Gene Ontology annotation, biological process: amino acid transmembrane transport. The record is from RefSeq and is a predicted model, not a curated record. NCBI's taxonomy places the organism in Eukaryota, Metazoa, Ctenophora, Tentaculata, Lobata, Bolinopsidae. Bases 102 to 1466 code for a protein of 454 amino acids. The transcript is spliced from 13 exons.
UUCUUUGAAUUCCUUGUAUUCCUUGUAUUCCUUUUAUCUAUUGUAUUUAUUUUUGAUUGUACACUGUUAAGUAUUCCUUGUAAUCUUUGUUAAGAGAUGGUAUGGAAAAUGAUGAUGUGUUCACUCAAAUAACUGCGAAGCUGAAGCGUGUUAGUCAGUCAGGACGUGAUUUAGAGAUGGAGUAUGAGCUUGAAGAUGAGUACGAAUCUAUUGAAACUUCUCUCCUGGAGGGGAAAUCGAGUGUUGAUCCCGGAAAAAUGGGGAUAUUCGCCACCGCACUGUUCAUCGUCGGAGAAAUGACUGGAUCUGGAAUUUUAGGAGUGCCGCAAGCAUUGGCCUACUCUGGGUACUCCGGAUUCGCCCUAAUGUUCCUGUGUGUAGCUGUUGCCACCUAUACCGGCCUUACUCUCAGUAGAAACUGGAUGCAUGUCAGGGAUCAGUAUCCUCGCUGCGCGAAACCAUACCAAUGUAUCGGAAAUUCUGCGUUUGGAAAGUGUGGCGAAGUUGCUGUACAGGUGUGCGCCAAUGUUACACUAGUUGGCGGAUGUUGUGCCUAUAUCCUCAUUGCUGCACAAAGUCUGUCCCGAUUUCUUUUCAUUGAGUUUGAGGUGGAUUGUAUUGGUUACCGGACAUGUGUUGCUAUCAUGGCUUUGGUGUUCCUUGUAGUCAUUCUCUUUGGGUCCGGAGGGGACUCGCUCCUAGUCCCUGUACUAGCUACAGUUCUCUCAGUUACAUUUACCCUGCUUAUCAUAUACGGAAUCUUCCAGACUGGAAAAUCACCCAACUUCCAACCGUACCAGGUAACUGCGAAAUCAUGGUUCCUGAGUUUCGGGAAGUUCCUGUUUGCGUUUGGAGGACACUCAGCGUUUCCCAACUUUCAGAAAGAAAUGAAGAAACCCAGGGACUUCCCUGGAUCAGUCAUUAUCGCUUUUCUGAUAAAACUUGUCCUCUAUAUCCCUGUGGGUAUAACCGGGAUGCUGUUCUUUGGGGAUUGUGUGAAGCCUAAUAUCCUGCACAACAUUGAUCCUCAAUUUAAAGCUCUGAACGCAUGUAUCCUACUGCUCGUGGCAGUACAGGCAAUAAUGUCCGCCACUAUCCUCGGGAACCCUGUAGCAGCUAUGAUAGAGGGAGCAAUUGGAGCACCACACAAACAGCUGUUUAGUGCUAAACGUGUGGCAGUCAGGAUAGGCUAUGUGGCGGUAGCAAUAGUCGUAUGUGAAGCUAUCCCCAGAUUUGACCUGAUAAUGGCGCUGAUUGGAGGGACUACCAUUAACACUGCAGUAUUUAUCCUGCCUAGCCUCUUUCACAUCAAACUCGCAAAGAAAGACAAAUGGUUAACUUUUAAGAAAACUCUAGACGCACUCUCGAUAACCUUUGGAAUGGGAGCUGGGAUUGUGUGCACAUACGCCUCGGUGUCUCACAUAGUGGACGAGAUGAACAUUCACACAGCUACUUUCAACAGUUAACUGUUGGGAUUGUGUGCACAUACGCCUCGGUGUCUCACAUUGUGGACGAGAUGAACAUUCACACAGCUACUUUCAACAGUUAACUGUUGGGAUUGUGUGCACAUACGCCUCGGUGUCUCACAUUGUAGACGAGAUGAACAUUCACACAGCUACUUUCAACAGUUAACUGUUGGGAUUGUGUGCACAUACGCCUCGGUGUCUCACAUUGUGGACGAGAUGAACAUUCACACAGCUACUUUCAACAGUUAACUGUUGGUAUUGUGUGCACAUACGCCUCGGUGUCUCACAUUGUGGACGAGAUGAACAUUCACACAGCUACUUUCAACAGUUAACUGUUGGUAUUGUGUGCACAUACGCCUCGGUGUCUCACAUUGUGGACGAGAUGAACAUUCACACAGCUACUUUCAACAGUUAACAACACGCUGUAAGGGAACUUUUAUAAUUACAUUUUUUAUUUACCUUCUACAUAAAGUACAUUUACAACACCAAAUAAUUAUCAUCAAAUAAUGCAUGGUAUUGAUAUAAUAUUCUGAAAGUUUUUUGUACCCUUUUGAGGAAUUAUUGUUUGAAGUGUAAUUUUGACAAUUUUAAGUUAA